AAAAACUAUCACAACCACUUCAUCAGAUCACAUGUCCAACUUACCAGAGACAGUGCUACGUUGUUACAGCUCCUGCUUUUAGAAUCCAAUAUUUGAGAAGAGAAGUCAUAUGAUUUCCUUUUUCUGGUGUUGCUCCUAAAAUUUGCUAAUUGUCUUGUCUUUUACUCACCUCAGUUCUUCCCUCAGAUUAUUGUGUUUAAAAUUCCAUGGUUAGUGAAUCAUCAAUUAAUACCAUUUUCAGACAGUCAUGUUUAGAGUUUCCAUGUGCUCCUUUGUUGCAUUUCCACUGAGCUCUGUUUCUACUUUAGAUAUCGUGUGUCUUUUUGUUAUCUUUGUUACUUUGCCAAACAUAUAUGUGUUCACUGUUCUACUUUUGCAUUUGUUGUUUUAAACACUUACAUUACUUUACCUGAUUUAUUUAUUAUUGUACAUAUUCUUUUUAUCCCCCUCUCUGACUCUCAUUAUAUGCCAUACUAUUUUGGAAACAGCAUCAAGAUCUCUUUCUAACAGCAAGCUGAUCAGAUGUGCUACGGAGCUAAUCUCACUGUGGGAUGUGACUGGAAUAUGAUUAUAAUCUUAAAAUGUAAACUCAUCUGAAACUGUCCAAAGUAUAGUCUAUGACCUUCUCUUCUGAUCUGCACUUCUUUAUUAUGCCGUAGACAUAAUUCCUCUGUUAUCAGCUUCUACAUUUUUAGGCUUUUUUAUCUUUUGUAGCAGUAUUUAAGUUUGGUAUAUCUUUAACUUUUGACAUCAGAUUGACAACAGAAACACAGAAUCAGAAUUUUGAAAUGUUCAAAACUAGUCCAAAACUAUUUUUACCAAAUCCAUACAGGGUUUAAAGAGUAAUUUACAUAAUGCCAGGAGAUUAUAAACAUUCAUCAGCAGUUGGUUUAACCACAUUGUGUAUCUAGGAUUUAGAUGAUUAGAUUGCAUUUGAUCAUCAAUAAUUAGAAAAUUAAAUAAAUAAAAAUCAAAAUAAGCACAUUUAGCCAACCUCUUGGCACAUCAUGUGUGUGUAAAUGCACAAACUGGUAAUGAUGUAUUUGGAUUAACCUCCUUCCUGUACCUCAUCUUCCACCUCCUCCUCUUCUCUUUCCCCAAAUCCUCGCUGGAAUCUUAUUCCCUUCUUAGAGCUCUGAAAUGACAGUGAGCUCUUGUCCUGUGAUUCUUAAACACUGUGCUCAACUGUAUAGAGCAGAGGUUUGUCUGUGGAACUCAGUUUCUUCAACUUAUCGCAGCAAGAGAGCUCAUUUUAAUCUGGCUCUAAUGCAUAUUGCCAGUUACUUUACAGUAUGUGAAGGCCCAGCAGAAAGAGGAAGAAACUACUACAAUUCUAGACAAUGUCCUUCUAUAGUUACACACUUAAGCUCUUUCUAAUACAGUAUGUUUUUUUCUUUAUGUUCAUAUUUGUGGUUUGUGUGAUACAAAGUUUUACUUUCACCCUAUAGAACUUGAGAAGGCCUUACCCUGAACAUGGCAUGUACUCGUCCUGUAAUUGGAUACGCACUUAUGAGAUGGAAACCUCGAGAUCUGUUAUCUAUCAACAGCUAUGCUUUUUUAUGCUCAGUGACUGGAAGGAAGGUUGUUUCAAGACAAAAAGCUGGAUCUUGACAGCAGAGGUCGGCCAACCAAAAACAAAUGCAAAUAAUGUGUUUACUUACUAAACGUUUUCAAUGAUAGUUUGUUUUGUUUAUUUCUUCUUGGUGUCUGAUACUGUAUCAAACAGCUACAAUGCAGUUUAUUGGACAAACUUGUUUAAGCUGAUAUAGUGGACUAAAAGUGAGGAGACUAUUACUCCAGGCAUACAUGCAAUUUAAUUUUUGUUUGUUUAAUUCACUUAGCAGAAAUACUGUAAGGAUAACAUUAGGGAUGGCUACCUAAGCAAGCUACAGUAGGUGGCUCCACACCAGCUAAAGAGACCUGACUACCUGAUAGCAGAAUGACGUGGAGCAGAUAUUCCAGUUCAGUCAACUUCACAUUACAUAAAUAUUUUAUAAUUAUGACUAGAUGAGGUCAGUUACAACCAAAACAUACUGUAAGAAUUUGUAGAGGAAGACAGACUGCACUACAGUAAAUGUUAAGCUUUGUACUGUAGAUAACGAUCAGAAAACCAAUGCUUGCAAUUUGUAAUUAAAUCCUGAACACUGUUCACUGCAAGUCUGCAUGCUGCAAAAGAGUAAAGAGUUAAUUAAUGUUAAUCAGAGUAUUAAUGUAAGAUUGCUUUGAAGAUUUACUUUAUACUUAAGCCUAUUUUCUUUUGCAACACAGAUGCUGUGCAUUGUUUUUCCACCGCUGUCACUCAUUAACAUCAACAAAAAAAACAGCAAAGGCAGCACUUAUGCAUAAUAUUUACUUAAACCAGAAGCUUUAUCAGAGCAGCACCACUGAAGUAGUCAUGGAUGUGACCCCAUUGGUCUUUGAUUUUGUAGCUAAAUGGCCCACAUCCACACAGCCAUUUAAAACUCCUUAAGGAUAAUCUUACCCCCCUGGAUAUACAGUACCUCUUUUAUAGGGAUUUAGACAAACGUGACUGUAUAGGGCUGAUGAGAAUAAUUUCAUGCUCUUGUGUUCAAUCACAUUACUAAUGACUUUCCUAUAAACUCUCAGUUGGCUACAGAAAUAGGAUUGGUAUAGAUAUUACUAAAGCUUUUAAUAACUGUCAUUUUGUGUUUUUGCUUGGGAAGAGCAAAGCCUUCACUUCAAAUUUAGCCCCAAUUUAUGCAUUGCAGAUAGGCUUACAAAUAAGAAAAUAGAUGUGGGUUGGUAUUUCAGGCUAAACAAGCUUUUAAACCAAAUAAAUAUAAAUAAUUUUACCACUACUGACAUGCAACAUACAACAUAACUAAAGUUAAAUUUAGCACCUAUUCAUGGCCUAACAAACCCUUAGCAAAAUAUAAUGUUUGGGCCCUUAAAUAAGAUGCCUGUAAAUAUAAACUAAACUACCUGAAUUGAAUAGACACAUUUUACAAAUGCUAACUACUACCUAUAGUUGUAAUUAUGUUUAUAUUCAUAUACAAUUAUAAUUGUAUACAAUAUUUUAUAUUUAUAUUUUAUAUAUAUAUUACAGGGAGCAAAGUACUAGAUGUAGAACUAACUAAAAGAGGCCAUUUACAGACUAAACAGACUGUAAGCGAUUGUCAGUGGAUUAUGUGGUUGCGUACAGCAGCAGUACUGUAGAGGUAAGAAGUGUGCUGAAUUGCACCGGUGAUGGAAAGAGGUGAGGAGAGGCACAAGGUCCUGGGGAGCUGACUCCUAUGUUAAGUAAAAUAUAGUUUCAUACACCUGGCGAGAACAGAGGCUACCACAAUCCAGCUAUGAUUAAUCAGAUUGGUCAUGAAUGUUCUACAGCAGGUUAUCAAAUACAGCAGCACAAUGAGCCAGGUAGACAGAGAAGAAUGGAGGCCCGAGGUCCAAGGGUUAAUACACUGGGCAGGUGACAGAAGGCUGGAAAGUGACAAUACACCAUCCGGCAGACUGGCUGAUGUGUAUAGUAAUGGGAAACUAAUGUACAUGAUAGAUUGCUAAUGAGACAGAACAGAUAUGAAGAAAUUAAAAAGUAGUAGCCAAGGAAAAGGUAAAAAAAAAAACAACAAAAGGCAAGGCCAGGAGGUCAGAGGUCAUUCAUUCCAGAAGUAACAAAUAACCUCGUUAUUUGUAGCCUUGGAGAGAACACCAAAGGCCAAAGCAGGUGCACUGCAAUGACAGGAGCAAACACUCCCUCCAAUGACAGGACCCACCACAAAACUUGUCUAGACAUGUGAAAAAAAAUAAAACAACCAAACUAUGAAGACUUAUGGCAUAGUACGUCCUAAUUACACCAAGACGAAACACAUACUCUAUGAAAAACUAUUAAUGUUGCAUGUUAAGCUACAUGGUAAGACACAAUUAAAAUAAAUUUUAAAAAUACUGUAGCAACUAAAAAUAUUUUCCAUAUUGUUCAUGUAUGCCAGCAGCAGUGCCAUAGUCUCUGAAUGCCACAUUUCUCUGAGCUCUGUGAUACCGCAGAACUCACAGCUCCAGGAGUUUCACACACAGUUUUCACUGUCUGCUGAGAGUGAAUCUGAGGCUGCACCAGUAAGUGUUACAUAGCUGCUUUCAUGUCAGGUAUGAGAGGGCGCCUCAUAUGCUGGAUACUUCUCAGUUAGUACUGAAAGCUCUAGUCUCUCUUCUGACAUUUAAAAGGAAUUAGAAGUAUUAUUUGUGUAUCUACAAAAUGACUUUUUAAAGCUCAGUGGAGGCAAGAUCACAGACAGCUGAGCUAAUUCCCUCUGACUGGCAGUGCAUACUUACAUAACUGUGUAACGAAUGCUUCUGAAGGGAAAAUUGAACUUAGUCUGUUUGAGAGGGGAAAAUAAAGCGGACAGGCAUCUGGAGACCUGCGUGCCGUGUGACAGCUUAUUUAGCUUAUUCAGGGCAUAUGCAGUUUUCAGUGUGGUUGAUUGUGGUGGCUGUGGUGCUGUUGGUGGUGCAGGAUGUGCAGGGCUGUCCUGACAUGUGUAAAUGCACUAGGAAGUCAAGUCCAGAAAAGUCAGAGGUCAACUGUCAUAAGCGAGGCCUUGAUAAUUUUCCAUCCAAUCUGCCCAAAGAUGCCUGGGUCCUCCACCUCGGUGAGAAUGGCAUUGUAAACCUCAAGGCUGGUGCUCUGAAACCUGUUCCACGGAUUGAGAGUAUCAAUCUGGAACGAAAUGCCAUUAAGGUUAUCCACUCCCGAGCCUUUUUCGGUGCAAAGCAGCUGAUGCUUUUAAAUCUUAAUGACAAUCACAUAACAAACCUCCCCCCAAGAGGAUUCCAGCACCUCCUGAAUCUUCGCUUCCUUAUGCUGGGACAGAACCAGAUUAGAAACCUCAGACCUGAAACAUUUCUUGGCAUGAAGAACUUGUCAGAUCUGGAUCUUCCGCAGAACCGGCUAACGACACUCCAGCCUAAUGUCUUCAAGUCUCUUAUCAUCCUCAGAGUUCUGGAUUUAUCCCUGAAUCGUUUACACAACAUCAGUCCCAAGGCCUUUACUGGACUUAGACAGCUCAUGUUCCUCAACUUGGACAAUAACAGGCUGAAGAUCAUUCCUGCUGGAGCAUUCAGGCCACUGCAAUCUCUGGAAAUGCUAGUUUUGGACAACAAUUUCCUUUCCAACCUAAGUCGGUCAACUCUGGAAGGUCUUGGCAAUUUGCAGGAAUUCUACCUGAGGAACAAUAAACUGGAGCACCUGCCGCCUGAUGUAUUCAGGGACAUGCCCAAGCUUUCUCAACUAGCUCUCAGCGGAAAUCGCUUCAAGACAGUAGAUGGAAACGUGUUUGCCCAUAUGCCUGAACUGAAGAGACUGUAUUUCCAUGACAACCCAUGGCAGUGUGACUGUAACAUCGACUCCUUUGUUCGCUGGAUGGGGCACACUAAGGUGUCUCUUUCACCCCUGAGGUGUGCAGGUCCUCCAGAAGUCUGGAACAAGAUUCUCAGCAGUCUCCAAGCCUCCAAAAUGCCCUGCCCUGCCUAACACCAGAAAUAUAGAGCCAAGUCCAAAGGCAUUGGCUCAGGAACAUGGAGAUCUAUAUUUCUAUGUUUUAUUUUCCUUUGGGGGAGUUUGAGAGAGAUUAGUGCUUUUAUUCGAAAGUUACUUGAAUAGCAUUUCAUUACUACUGCAAUGUAAUCAAUAGAUUUCCGCAAAGGAUAAUAUACUCUACUAUAUACUAGCAGCAUAUUGAUGUUACCAUGAACACAAUAAAAAACUACAAAGCACAA
Messenger RNA from Betta splendens (Siamese fighting fish), 5733 nucleotides. Its product is annotated as leucine-rich repeat-containing protein 15. The transcript has 7 exons. The coding region runs from base 4418 to 5488 and encodes 356 amino acids. Lineage: Eukaryota; Metazoa; Chordata; Actinopteri; Anabantiformes; Osphronemidae. Gene Ontology annotation, cellular component: plasma membrane. Gene Ontology annotation, molecular function: protein binding. The record is from RefSeq and is a predicted model, not a curated record.